Molecule: messenger RNA, 3885 nt
Organism: Gymnodraco acuticeps
Lineage: Eukaryota; Metazoa; Chordata; Actinopteri; Perciformes; Bathydraconidae
Gene: mvp
Product: major vault protein
Exons: 17
Coding region: 152-2791 (879 amino acids)
Cellular component (GO): nucleus; cytoplasm
Molecular function (GO): protein binding
Source: RefSeq, a predicted model, not a curated record
CACCUCUGCCUCUGCAGCAGUCAGUCGGUAAAUCACGUGACUUUUCCGGUAAGCACACACCCACCGCUCUCAACUGUCUCCAUGUUGCUCAGGAAGUCUUUCCAGUCUCUACUCUGUUGCCGAGCCUUUCAGUAGCAAGCAUCUAGUUGGGAUGAUGUCUAAGAAGGGAGGAAACCAAAGGCCGGAGAUGGAGGGUUCGGUGGAGGCGUCCAUCAUCCGCAUCCCCCCCCAUCACUACAUCCACGUGCUGGACCAGAACACCAACAUCGCCCGGGUGGAGAUCGGACCGCUCACCUACAUCCGCCAGGACAACGAGAGGGUGCUAUUCAUGCCGAUGCGGAUGGUGAUGGUGCCGCCGCGUCACUACUGCGUGAUCCUCAACCCCGUCGCCCGCGACGAUGACAAUCAGGUGCUCUUCGACCAAUCAGGGCAGGCCAAGCUUCGCCACGCCGACCUGGAGAUCCGCCUCACCCAGGACCCCUUCCCCCUGUACCCGGGGGAGGAGGUGCAGCAGGACGUGACCCCGCUGCAGAUCGUGUUCCCCGACACGGCGCUGCGUCUGCAGGCUCUGCUCGACUUCGAGGAGGAGCGUGGGCAGAAGAGAGUGGCCGGAGACGAGUGGCUGUUCGAAGGACCAGGGACCUACAUCCCCAGGAAGGAGGUGGCCGUGUUGGAGACCAUCAAGGCAACGGUGAUCCGGGAGAACCAGGCCAUCAGACUGAGGGCCCGCAAGGAGGGCGUGGACCGCGGGGGGGUCCGCAGGGUCACAGGUGAGGAGUGGCUGGUCAGUAAGGUGGGGGCGUACCUGCCAGGAGCUCAAGAGGAGGUCCUCGACAUCGUCAACGCUUUCAUCCUGACCGACAAGAAAGCGCUCCAUGUGCGCGCCCUGCGGCCCUUUAAGGACGCGGGGGGGCGGGACCGGCGCACGGGGGAGGAGUGGCUGGUGACCAUCGCCGACAGGGAGGCCCACAUCCCGUCCGUGUCAGAGGAGGUGGUGGGGGUGGUGUACGUGACCACUCUGAGCAGCAGGCACUACUGCGUCAUCCUGGACCCCGUCGGCCAUGACGGGAAACCCCAGCUGGGGCAGAAGAGAGUGGUGAAGGGUGAGCACUCAUUCUUCCUGCAGCCGGGAGAGCAACUUGAAAAGAGCAUCCAGGACGUGUAUGUGCUGUCGGAGGAGGAGGGGCUGGUGCUGAGAGCGGUGGAGGCGUUCAAUGACACCCUGGAGCGCGAUGAGGAAGAAGAGGAGGAGGAGGAGGAGGAGCAGGAAGAGAGGGCGAAGCGCUCGCGGAGGAGCGCCGUGCUCCGCCGCCCCGGGGACCGCUGGAUGCUGCGGGGCCCCAUCGAGUACGUCCCCCCCGCCACGGUGGAGGUGAUGGUGAGACGACAGGCCAUCCCAUUGGACGAGAACGAGGGCAUCUACGUCCGGGACAUCAAGACCGGAAAGGUGCGUGCAAUGAUUGGUCAGACCUACAUGCUGACUCAGGAUGAGGAGCUGUGGCAGAAGGAGCUUCCUGCCAACGUGGAGGCCCUGCUGGCAUCUCCUCUGGACCCGGUGGCCGACCGCUCGGACCGCAGCAAGACGGGAGUCAGCCGGCCCCGGGACAAGACCCGGGUGGUGUCCUUCAGGGUGCCCCACAACGCCGCCGUGCAGGUCUACGACUACAGGGAGAAGAAGGCCAGGGUGCUGUUCGGACCGGAGAUGGUGAUGUUGGGACCUGACGAGCAGUUCACGGUGCUGUCGCUGUCCGGAGACAAACCAAAGAGGGCCAACGUCAUCAAGGCCAUCUGCCUGUUGCUGGGGCCCGACUUCUUCACCGACAUCAUCACCAUCGAGACGGCCGACCACGCCCGCCUGCAGCUGCAGCUCUCCUACAACUGGAACUUUGAUGUGAAGCGCCCGGUGAGCCUUGAGGAUUCAGUCGCUCUGUUUUCUGUCCCUGAUUUUGUCGGAGAUUCCUGCAAAGCCAUCGCCUCCCGCGUCAGAGGAGCCGUUGCCUCUGUGCAGUUCGACGAUUUCCACAAGAACUCCAACCGGAUCAUCUGCUCGGCGGUGUUUGGUUUCGAUGAGAAGAUGGCGGUGCGCUCCACCCUGCGCUUCCCGCAGAACAAGCUGGUGAUCAGCAGCGUGGACAUCCAGUCCGUGGAGCCGGUGGACCAGAGGACCCGCGACUCGCUGCAGAAGAGCGUCCAGCUCGCCAUCGAGAUCACCACCAACUCCCAGGAGGCGGCCGCACGCCACGAGGCGGAGCGGCUGGAGCAGGAGGCCCGUGGUAAGCUGGAGAGGCAGAGGAUCACCGACCAGGCCCAGGCGGAGAGAGCCAGGAGGGAGCUGCUGGAGCUGGAGGCCCUCAGUGCUGCGGUGGAGAGCACCGGCGCUGCGAAGGCGGAGGCUCAGUCCCGGGCGGAGGCGGCCCGCAUCCACGGCGAGGCGGCAGUCAACGAGGCCAAACUGAAGGCGGAGGCUCAGACCAUCGAGGCGGAGGCGGAGCUGCAGCGGCUGACCCAAGCCCGUGAGCAGGAGCUGAACUACAAGAAGCAGAUGGAUGCUCUGGAGGUGGACAAGCAGAAGAGUAUGGCUAACAUCGAGAGCGAACGCUUCAGUCAGUUGGUGCAGAGUCUGGGCAGCGACACGCUCAAAGAGAUGGCCAGGGCCGGGCCAGAGCUGCAGGUGAAGAUGCUGCAGGCUCUGGGGCUGAAGUCCACCCUCAUCACCGACGGCUCGUCUCCCAUCAACCUCUUCACCACUGCCAACGGCCUGCUGGGGGCGCUGCCGGGACAGGGCCAGUGAGGAGGUUUGUCCAAACAGACAGAUUGUCCAAAAGUAAACCUCAACAGAUGCUCCCUUUUUCUGCCGACUUAGCAACAUAAUGUGCCUUUUUGAUUUAAAGAUGCACUUCAUGUGUUUGAUAAAGCCUUCCCAAAAUCUCCUCUAAACCUGCACCUUACUGUAAUGUCCUCUGCAUCUUUAAACUCAAACCGUUUCCAUGCAGAGAUUUGCGCAAACUCUGGAGUUUCCCCCAGGAAAAAUGACCAGAAUUUAAGUACAAAUUCCACCGCAAACAACCUCCAGUAUUCAGACACAUCUCCACAUAAUUCUUCACAACUUAAUUCUUUCCAAACAACGUUUCAAUAUUACAUUUUUCGUGGCCAAAAAUAAUUGUGUGAUAAUAAAUCGAGAUAUUGAUGAAAAUAAAAAAUAUGAUGCUUUUCGUAAAAUGUACGUUUGACUUAGUUUAUUGUGCAUCAAGCAAGAACAGAAAUAACCCAAAAUGAUCUGUCAAGCACUACGUUAUUGACAUUAUAUAAUAUUAUGUGUAUCACUAUAAUGAUAGCAAUUCUUAUUAUUCUCCAGAGCGACACAUGGUAUCCUCUCUUUUUCAAGCAGUCAUUUCAUCCUCGUCCAUUAGACUGUAGGAACCCAAAGAUCCCUCCUGCCAUGACUCUACAUCCUAACUGAUAGCGUUUUAUUUCUACGUUUUUAUAAGCGUGUUUCUGCUGACAUUUAAGAUGUUCCUGUGCUGUGAUGAGUGAGACUCAAUCUAAGUAUCCCACCACACGACUUUUGCCUUUUCAAAGCUCUGUUAAAAUAAAAUGUGUGGAUUACUUUCGGACAGAAACCAGCAUGACGACAUGUUGUGUGUCUUGGUGAAAGCUGUGCUGCGAAUGAAGAAGAAAUGUGCCUACAAACAACAGACAGCCAAUAUUCCUGCUUUGCACCUUUUAGAAAAAGAAGUGAAAUGGUGAAGUUGACAUAGUCCAUAUAAUAAACUGAUGAAGAAUAACCGGGUAUGAAAUAAGAAUAGGAUAGUGUGACUGUCUAUGUUUCUCUACCUUGAAAAGUGAUGUAGUUUCUACAAUAAAAUGCUGGUUCUGCCACUUCUG